AGAGGCUGAGCUUGAAAGCUAUCAGCAUAGCGGAUAAACUACCCGUUGAUAUCUUCCUCUACCCGGAUGAUGCUGGCUCGGUAGUCGACAAUGAAUUUUCCUUUGAUCUUAAAAGUUCAUCAAAAACUGAUGGUCUUCCUGUCCUAUGUAUUAGUUAUGAAGAUCAAAUAGCGCUAGCAGAGACAAGGGUGGUUAAAUUCUGUAUCGAAAUCCAUGGAGCUAGUCAGAGCCGAUGUGCGGAUUUUUUGCUUACUUUCACGAGGAGGAAGAUGGUUCAUACAUUUAAAGGCUGGCUUGAUAGCUGGACACCUGAUUUUGAUGGUUUUUAUCUUAAAGAUGGCCGUGAUAAUGCGUUUGUUUGGUUAACCGUAAGAUGCCAUAUUAUAAGUGCACUCAGUACAGGUCCUGCUAUGCUGUUACCACGGCACGAAAGAACGGCAACAGUUGGUGUAUUUGGUAAAUCUGCAUUGUCUGAAAUUAAGAACGUUUGUGAUACUUCGAAAAGCAGUAUGCGUGACUGGAUGGUUAACCCUAGGUUUCGUGAGCACUGGUCAACACUUGUAACCAGAAAUGGUUCAUUUUGCUCACUAAGCUUCUCUGAGGUUUUCGGCAAGAUUCACCACUAUUUCAAUUCAGAGGGGAUUUCCUAUUUAGUGGUGAGAGAAACUCUGUUCUCUGCAAUGUUUCUUUCAGCUGAAAGCUUGGCGAAUGCCAAAGCGACACCUCUGGAAUUAUUCCAAUACUCAGAUGUGACCGAGAAAUUCACUCUGAAGCACCGUUCUUUUGAGGCCGUCGAGAAAUAUCUGAAUUCAACUUUGCCUGAUUUUACAGAUGAUGACUUCGAGCUCAUCAAAGGGUGGAAAGCUAGUCUACGAAAAUGUAUUGCAGAACUGACGCAUUAUGGGUGGUGCACUGUACAAAUUUUCACGCUCUAUCACGUUUAUUGUCAAGUGUACGUUCAGUCUGCAGGUGAUUAAGAAGUUAAGCUUAAACUUACACAAGAACAUCAUAACGAAUCACAUCAGGCAGAAUUAGAUGAAGAUGCUGAUGAUGGAACUCUUAUUCCACUUACUCCAUCUGCUCCAGCUCCACUUACUCCACCUGCUCCAGCAUGAAGAACGAUAGCGAUUCAAGAAAAAGAUGAGAAUGGAGAUGUCCCAUGGAUAGGUCCAUCUGACGAGGACAUCAUUAAAGUGGACAUUGAUGGAGCUUACUUUAAACCUUUUAUUAAUAGCACGGAGAAGCUUGGAGGGUAUGCUGUCGUUGCUCGUCGGUACCCAAGUUCCCUCGUUGCUGCUGUUUCCGGGUGUUCAAGAAAUUCUGUUUCUCCUAUCUGCCACGAGCUUGAGGGAGCUAACGUGGCAGUUAAGUUUUCUAAUGACCAUGGCUUUCAGAAAGUGGAAUUUAGCUGUGAUUCGUUGCAAGUAAUCACAGAGGUUGCAAAGGGACCUGCUACUGGGAGAAGGAUGGCGAAAAACCAGGAAGUCCAGCAGACAAUGGAAUAUCAUGUCAACAAAAUUUUGGAGGGGCUUACAACGAUUAAACAGCCUAAGUUCAUCCAUAUGCGUAGGGGUGCGAACAGAGUUGCAGAUGACCUCGCCCACUAUUGUCAAGAUAAGGGUUACUUUAUUUUAUUUGGACUGGAAGACUUCAACAAAGAGGAUUGGCCUCAGAUUGCAAGGUUUCUGGACGAGGAUGCUAAUGGUGAGAAAUACCCAGCGAAGGGUCAGAAUAAUAGGUGGUCCCGAGGUCCACAAGGAGACCAACCAAGAAAAUAUGAUGCCUGGGAAGACGUCCCCAAAAAUAAAGCUGCCUGGAAGAAGGAGACAAGAUGAGGCAGUAAAGCUGCAUGGGACGUGGUAAGUAUUUUAAGAAUUCGGCCAGCCGUUACUUCUGCAGCAUUUAAAGUGUAGUUGCAAGAGACUGUAAGAUGAAUAUGGUCAAGAUUGUCGAGCUACAAGAGCUGGCAAAACUUAGUUCUUAUAACAAAGCCAGGAUACGACUUAUGAGUCGAGCUGUAUUGAUUUCGUGCUUUCACUUAAAGAGUAGCAUUUAUAUUAAGUUAGGGCCGGUAAUGCUAGCUCAUUUAAGAUGAAACUGUAGCUAUAUCAGUUCUGUAGCAGUUCAAUAACUUUGCUGUAGCUCCUUGUUUUUUGCAGGUGGAUCAGAUGUCAGCAUGUAAAGUGGCCAUCCUGAAUCAAAACUAACAAGUAUGAUGUAUUAAUUGCAUAUAUAUAUAUAUACUAGGUAUCAGGCCGGGGUUCAACCUCUAUCGAAUUUUUAAAGUAAAUUGGCCGGUUUGUAUUCUUUAACCUGUACUAAACCAGCCGGGUUAUAAUAUUGUUUAGUUAGUCGGGUCAUAAUAGUCGGGAUUUACGACCCCAACCAUUACGAA
Papaver somniferum (opium poppy) is the source of this 2395-nucleotide messenger RNA. RefSeq lists its product as uncharacterized. The coding region runs from base 270 to 977 and encodes 235 amino acids. NCBI's taxonomy places the organism in Eukaryota, Viridiplantae, Streptophyta, Magnoliopsida, Ranunculales, Papaveraceae. The record is from RefSeq and is a predicted model, not a curated record. The transcript is spliced from 9 exons.